CCAUAAAGUCAUAGCUACGUCACGGCUGUGGUAGUUUUCAGGUUAUAUCGUGAAAGUAUUAAUUGUUUGGUGUUGAAUUAAUUCAAAAUAGAUCGAAUUGAAAAGCGAUGGAAACAAUACUGGAGCAACAGCGACGAUAUCAUGAAGAAAGGGAGCGACUGAUGGAUGCGAUGGUGAAGGAGAUGUUACACAAAAAAGCGGGACAUCGCGAGAACAUCAACUCGGAGCAUCGCUUAAAGAUGCUGCUGGAUCAGUUUAUGGACAGUACGAUGCAUUUGCAGGACUUAUAUGAGGACAAGGAUGGACAGAGAAAAGAGGAAGUUCAAGCACUCUCCGGUCCAAACGAAUUCUCAGAAUUUUAUUCGCGCUUGAAGUCUAUAAAGGAAUUCUAUCGACGACAUCCCAAUGAGAUCAGUGUUCCCAUGUCCGUCGAAUUCGAGGAGCUAGCUAAGAUGAGGGAGAACCCGACCGAAGAACUAUCCAAUCUUGUCGAGUUUACAGAUGAAGAGGGUUAUGGAAAAUACCUUGAUCUUCACGAGUGUUACCAAAAAUAUAUUAAUCUCAAGGGGAUAGAAAAGAUAGAUUAUAUAACUUAUCUGUCGACUUUUGAUCACUUGUUCGAUAUUCCUAGAGAAAGAAAGAACGCGGAGUAUCAGAGAUACGUCGAGUCCCUCUUAGGGUACCUGACGGAUUACCUGAACAGAGUGAGGCCUCUGCUCGAUAUAAGUACAGAGGUUGAAGAAGCCAAUAAGGACUUUCAAAGUCAGUGGGAGAAGAAUUCCUUUCCUGGUUGGCCCAAGGAAACUGGAAGCGCUCUGACUCACGUAGGUGCACACCUGGAGCUAUCCGCGUUCUCAUCAUGGGAAGAGUUAGCGUCUCUUGGUUUAGACAGAUUAAAAUCUGCUUUAAUGGCACUAGGACUAAAGUGCGGAGGUACCCUUGAGGAACGGGCGCAAAGACUUUUCAGUACAAAAGGCGAAGCCUCUUUGGAUCCCAACCUGUUGGCCAAAAAUCGAAAAGGAAAGUCAGCUAAGAACAAAGAUUCCGAGAAGCAAAAGGAGAUUGCGCGACUCGAGGCUCACGUAUAUAAGCUCGCCGAAUUAGUAUCAAGUCAACGAGUGGCCACGAAGGAGAACGUGCAAAGGAAGCAAGCGAGAACCGAGGGUGAAAGAGGAGAUUCCGACGCGGAGGCAAGUGCAAGUGAAUCGGAGGAAGAGGACGAUAACGAGGUCCCAUAUAAUCCGAAGAAUUUACCAUUAGGCUGGGAUGGAAAGCCCAUACCUUAUUGGUUAUACAAGUUGCACGGUUUAAAUAUUAGUUACAACUGUGAGAUUUGUGGAAACUUUACAUAUAAAGGUCCGAAAGCAUUCCAGAGGCACUUUGCGGAAUGGAGGCACGCGCACGGCAUGCGUUGUCUUGGCAUUCCAAAUACUGCACACUUUGCUAAUGUCACUCAGAUUGAAGACGCUCUUGCUCUAUGGGAAAAGCUCAAGGCACAGAAACAAGCUGAACGUUGGCAACCAGAGCAGGAAGAGGAAUUCGAAGAUUCGCUUGGCAAUGUAGUCAAUCGUAAAACAUACGAAGAUCUCAAGAGACAAGGUCUGCUAUGAAGUGUAUAUCUGAAUCAAGUCUUAUUGUAAUCUUUAAUUACCAACUGUAUCGCUCUAUCUUUUUAUAAUGCUACUUAUCUCUAUUAAAGCACAUUCAUCAAUGAUAUAUUUUUUCCAAUUAUUUAAAAAUCUGUUAAAUUAUUAUUAAUAUUAUUUUGAAACUUUGCCUUAACUUCUUUUAAAUUAAUAACUUAAAACUUUGAUUUGAAAUAAUCAAAGAGCAAUAUUACAUGAAUGUAUUGUAUGAUAUCUAUCUUGGAUGAUAUCUAUCUUGAAUGAUACAUCCAAACAUUUUUUAAAUAAAAGCCCAUGAUUAUAGACAAUAUAUAAUUCGUAUUAGAAUUCUCAGGAUAGAAUAAUUACUUGAUUCUGUUUAACACUAUUUUUAAUUUUGUCUUAUAUUUUGACUUGCGAGUGUGUGUGUAUGCGUGAGUGUGCGUGUGUUUUGAUAUAUUUUUUAUGUAUUAUAAUUCUUUAAAAGUUUUUCAUAUUAUAUGGUAUGUGCAAAAUUAUAAAUAGGAUUCCGUUGCGAAUUAUAAACUGUCAAAAGUGGGCUGCGAUAUAAAAAAUUGUAAAUUUGUUUUGCCAUUAUACUAAACGUUUGGGACCUUGCAAGUUAUUACUUAUGUUUAAAAAACUGAUAAUUUAUACCAAUUAUUUUACUCUUUUUUUUGCUAAUUUUUAAAAUAUUAUUAAAAAGCAUUUCUGAAACUGAACCACUUAAAUUUCGCCUAUAAUCUUUGUAACUUCCUCUAUUCUGCCAAUAAA
Messenger RNA from Solenopsis invicta (red fire ant), 2378 nucleotides. RefSeq names its product splicing factor 3A subunit 3 (gene noi). The transcript is spliced from 2 exons. Bases 108 to 1610 code for a protein of 500 amino acids. Lineage: Eukaryota; Metazoa; Arthropoda; Insecta; Hymenoptera; Formicidae. Gene Ontology annotation, biological process: mRNA splicing, via spliceosome. Gene Ontology annotation, molecular function: RNA binding; zinc ion binding. Gene Ontology annotation, cellular component: spliceosomal complex; nucleus. The record is from RefSeq and is a predicted model, not a curated record.